AUGGUACAAUUGGGACUUACUGCACUUGAGCUGGAGGUGUUGCAAGGAACGGGGCGAACUCAAACGCACGACGCCGGCACGGAGAUUGAGUUAGGAUGCAAACGAGAAUGGCUGGAGCUGAACGGAGAAGGCAUUGAUAAUUUCUGGAAAGUCCUUCUUGAGGGAAGAAACUGUGUGGAUGAUAUUCCAGCAAAUCGCUUCGAUACAAACUUCUGGCAUGACACUGACGACAGCAAAUUUAAUGAACUUGAUCAGAAGCUCUUUAAAAUAAGUCAAACAGAGGCCAAUAGUAUGGACCCACAGCAGAAACUUCUGUUGGAGUGCACGUACAAAGCGUUUGAGAAUGCAGGGAUGCCCAUGGAAAACAUCAGUGGGAGUAAAACAGGUGUUUUUAUUGGACUCUCAAAUCAUGAUUUUGAAGGGAUUUCGAACAGUGCUGCCAACAAAAUCACCCAUUAUAAUGGGACAGGGACAGCAACCAGUAUUGCAGCAAAUAGGAUUUCUUUUGCUUUCAACCUUACUGGACCAUCACUGGCUAUUGAUACAGCGUGCUCCUCAUCGCUUGUUGCUUUACAUUAUGCUGCUCAGGCCAUCAAGCAAGGUGAUUGUGAGAUGGCAGUUUGUGGGGGUGUGAGCUGUAUUAUUGAGCCGAGAAUCAAUGUAGCACUCAGCAAAGCAAAAAUGAUAUCUCCAGAUGGAAUGAGCAAACCAUUUUCCAACAAAGCCAAUGGGUACGGAAGAGGCGAAGGUUGUGGCAUUUUGCUGUUAAAGCCUCUCGCAAAGGCUCAGAAGGACCACGACCAUAUUUGGGGUGUAAUAGUCCGUAGUGCAAUCAAUCAGGAUGGCAGAACAGUCACACCUAUCACCAGACCCUCCCAAAAGCAGCAAGAAGAGUUACUGAGGGGUAUUUACCCCAGAAGUGUUGACCCUUCACAGAUUCAAUACGUGGAGGCUCAUGGAACCGGAACACCAGCUGGUGAUCCGAUUGAAGCAGCCAGCAUAUCAAGUGUUAUUGCACAAUCCAGACACUCAGAUUUCCCUCCACUUACAAUGGGGUCAGUCAAAGGAAACAUUGGUCACACAGAAUCAGCCGCAGGAGCUGCAGGUUUAAUUAAAGUUCUCCUCAUGAUGCAUCAUGGAAAGAUUGUACCAUCACUCCACUACUCCAAGGAGAACUCGAGCAUCAAUACAAAAGAUCUGAACCUACAUAUUCCAACUAGUGUAGUGAACUGGGAAGGAAACGGGGAGAAAGGGAAGAUGGCAGGGAUCAACUCAUUUGGAUUUGGAGGGACAAAUGCUCAUGUAGUUGUAAGGCAUUUCAAGCAAGAUUCUGGUCAAAACUCUGUACAAAAACCAUUUGAAAUAUUUGUGCUUUCCACAGUCUCCCAGAAUUCAGUGAGAAUGAUGAUAAAGGAUACAAGUAACCAAAUAAGGGAAAGUGACGAUGUAAUUCUUCACAACUUGGCGUACACAUCUGCAUGUAGAAGAAGCCAUAAGAAUUACAGAUACAGGAAAGCAUUUAUUGCUUCUUCCCUUGGGCAUCUCCAACAGCAGCUUAGAUCAGCUGUAGAUAGUGAAGUGGCUCAGAGCAAAGCUGAUGUUAAAUUGAUAUUUGUGUUUUGUGGCAACGGUGUUUUAUAUCAAGGUAUGUGCAAACAGCUUCUACAAAUAGAACCGAGGUUCAGGGCACAGAUCAAUGAGAUAGACAGGAUGCUCCAACAAUACACAGACAUCAGCUUAAUGGAGUUAAUAGAGAAUGACUGUGAUGACUUGACAAAACCAGACGUAGCACAGCCAAUACUCUUUGGCAUCCAAGUAGCAAUAGUGACUCUUCUGAAGUUUUGGGGAAUUGAGCCUGACAUUGUCAUUGGACACUCAGUUGGAGAAGUAGCUGCAGUAUAUUGUGCUGGAAUACUUUCAUUACAAGAUGCUGUAAAGGUACUUUACCACAGAAGUGCUUUACAAUCAACGGUAACAGGAGGGAAAAUGUUGGUGGUUAGUAAUUUGCCUGUGAAAAAAGUGUCAGAUAAGCUUGAUUCCUAUUCAGGGAGACUCUGCAUUGCUGCAUUCAAUAGUCCCUCAUCAUGCACAGUGUCAGGAGAUGCCGAUGCAAUAGACAAACUGCAUACAGAAUUACACAGUUCAUUUGGUGACAAAAAUGUAUUCCUUCGCCUUCUGGAUGUCCCUGCAGCAUAUCACAGUCAUUUGAUGGAACCAAUUUUAAACCAAGUGGAAGAGAGUAUCAGUAACUUAGAGAAACACGAAACAAAAGUUAAAGUCAUUUCCACUGUUACUGGGAAGUUGGUUGCUGGAAAUGACUGUGUGACAGGAAAGUAUUGGUCCAGAAAUAUGGAAAAACCUGUUCUUUUUGAACAAGCCAUUAGAGCUGCUGUUGAGGAGGUAAAAGAUGCUGUGUUUAUUGAAAUAGGACCUCGAAAUAGGACAUCAAAGACAUUGUAG
Messenger RNA from Hypanus sabinus (Atlantic stingray), 2460 nucleotides. RefSeq lists its product as uncharacterized. Gene Ontology annotation, biological process: fatty acid biosynthetic process. The coding region runs from base 1 to 2460 and encodes 819 amino acids. Gene Ontology annotation, molecular function: fatty acid synthase activity; 3-oxoacyl-[acyl-carrier-protein] synthase activity. The record is from RefSeq and is a predicted model, not a curated record. NCBI's taxonomy places the organism in Eukaryota, Metazoa, Chordata, Chondrichthyes, Myliobatiformes, Dasyatidae. The transcript has 6 exons.